Molecule: messenger RNA, 2484 nt
Organism: Lampris incognitus (smalleye Pacific opah)
Lineage: Eukaryota; Metazoa; Chordata; Actinopteri; Lampriformes; Lampridae
Gene: gabbr1b
Product: gamma-aminobutyric acid (GABA) B receptor, 1b
Exons: 18
Coding region: 16-2484 (822 amino acids)
Biological process (GO): gamma-aminobutyric acid signaling pathway; G protein-coupled receptor signaling pathway
Cellular component (GO): membrane; G protein-coupled receptor heterodimeric complex
Molecular function (GO): G protein-coupled GABA receptor activity
Source: RefSeq, a predicted model, not a curated record
GGCGCCCUCUUCCCCAUGAGCGGAGGAUGGCCCGGGGGCCAGGCAUGCCUCCCUUCCGCUCAAAUGGCCCUGGACCGGGUCAACAAGAGAGCUGAUAUACUGCCGGAUUACGAGCUGGAGCUCAUACACUACGACAGCAGGUGUGAUCCAGGCGAAGCUACCAAGUUGCUGUAUGACCUUCUUUACACGGAGCCCAUUAAAGUUGUCCUGAUGCCCGGCUGCAGCUCUGUCUCCACCCUGGUGGCGGAGGCGGCUCGUAUGUGGAACCUCAUAGUGCUCUCGUACGGCUCCAGCUCCCCAGCGCUCUCCAACCGGCAGCGCUUCCCCACCUUCUUCCGCACGCACCCGUCUGCCACGCUGCACAACCCCACGCGCGUGCAGCUCUUCCAGAAGUGGAAGUGGACUAAGAUUGCCACCAUCCAGCAGACAACCGAGGUGUUUACGUCGACUCUGGAUGAUCUGGAGGGGCGGGUUAAGGAGGCUGGGAUUGAGAUCAGCGUUCGUCAGAGCUUCCUCACCGACCCAGCUGUGGCUGUCAAAAACCUCAAGCGCCAAGACGCCAGAAUCAUUGUUGGCCUCUUCUACGAGACUGAAGCCAGGAAGGUCUUCUGUGAGGUGUACAAGGAGAGGCUUUACGGCAAGAAGUACGUCUGGUUCCUCAUCGGCUGGUACGCAGACAACUGGUUUAAGAUCAAGGACCCGUCCAUCAACUGCACAGUGGAGCAGAUGACGGAGGCUGUGGAGGGCCAUGUGACCACGGAGAUAGUGAUGCUGAACCCGGAGACGGUGCGAGGGGCGUCCAACUUGACUUCACAGGAGUUUUUAGCCCAGCUGAUGUCUAAGCUCCCAGGAAAGAAUCCGGAGGAGACGGGAGGUUUCCAGGAGGCCCCACUGGCAUAUGAUGCUGUGUGGGCUUUGGCCCUGGCCCUGAAUAAGACUGUGGGGCCCCUCAAGGCCAAGGGUCGAAGGCUAGAAGACUUUAACUAUAACAACCGGGACAUCACAGCUGAAAUCUACCGGGCACUCAACACCAGCUCCUUCGAAGGAGUCUCUGGUCAUGUCGUGUUUGAUGCCCAAGGUUCUCGAAUGGCCUGGACCCUCAUCGAACAGCUCCAAGGAGGGAGCUAUAAGAAGAUUGGAUACUAUGAUAGCACUAAAGGCAAUCUGUCCUGGUACGGGAAUGACAAGUGGAUAGGCCCCGGACCCCCGGCGGACCAGACUAUGGUCAUUAAGGAGUUCCGUUACCUCUCUCAAAAGUUGUUUGUGUCGGUAUCGGUCUUUGCUGGGCUGGGAAUCCUUUUGGGAAUAGUUUGCCUCACCUUCAACAUCUACAACAGCAACGUCAGGUACAUUCAGAACUCGCAGCCCUACCUGAACAACAUGACAGCAGUGGGCUGCAUGAUGGCGCUGGCUGCUGUGUUCCCUCUGGGCAUCGAUGGUCUUCACGUCCACAGGAAGCAGUUUCCUGUCAUCUGCCAGUUUCGCCUGUGGUUGCUGGGACUGGGUUUCAGUCUUGCGUAUGGCAGCAUGUUUACCAAGAUCUGGUGGGUUCACACUGUCUUCACGAAGAAGGAUGAGAAGAGGGAUAAGAGGAAGCACCUGGAGCCGUGGAAGCUCUACGCUACGGUGGGGGUGUUGCUCGGCAUCGACGUCCUGUCCCUCGUGAUCUGGCAGAUUUUGGAUCCGCUGCACAUCACAGUCGAGAAGUUCACCAGAGAGGCCCCCAAGGGAGACCUGGAUGUCCUGAUCCAGCCUCUGCUGGAACACUGCAGCUCAGAGAAGAUGAACACGUGGCUGGGUGUGGUGUACGGCUACAAAGGGUUACUGCUGCUCCUGGGAAUUUUUUUGGCCUAUGAAACCAAGUCUAUCUCAACGGAGAAGAUCAAUGACCACCGCGCCGUGGGCAUGGCUAUCUAUAACGUUGCAGUGUUGUGUAUGAUCACGGCUCCUGUCACAAUGAUCCUGUCCUCUCAGCAGGACGCGUCUUUUGCCUUUGCCUCCUUGGCCAUCGUCUUCUCAGUCUACAUCACCCUAGUAGUGCUCUUUGUCCCCAAGAUGCGGCGGCUGAUUACAAGGGGAGAGUGGCAGUCAGACGCCCAGGAGACCACGAAGACGGGCUCCUCUACCAACAACAACGAUGAUGAGAAGUCCAGGCAGCUGGAGAGGGAGAACAAAGAGCUGCAGAAGAUUAUUCAGGAGAAAGAAGAAAGGGUGUCAGAGCUGAGACAUCAGCUGUCCGAAAGGCAAGCCGUGCGUUCACGGAGACGACCGUCCGCCACCAUCCAAAACCACAGCUCUACCCCUCUUCCCAUCCCUCAGUGCGACCGCAAGUCCCUGAUCCCGCCGCCGGGCUACCCGGUUCCUUCCUCCGACAACCACUCCGUUCCGCCGUCCUUCUCCAACUCCUCCAACCUCUACCAGCCCGAUGGGAAGAUCAGCCGCAACAACUGCCACACCAGCCGACUGCAGCUGCUGUACAAGUGA